CGAAAAUACACAUACACACGAGCAUGCCCGCGAGGCGGGGCCGCAGGGGGUGCGGGCUGCGUGGCCCACGCCGCCUGUCCGCUCGGGCCCCUGGGUGCGAGACCGGGUCCCUGCGUGUCGCCGACACACGCGCACACACCGACACCAGCCCCGCUUCGACGUGCGUGUCAUGGCUUAAAAAUAGAUGCUAAUCCGUCAACCGGUCUGCCAAGCCAGACCGAGGCGGCGGCGGAGUCAUGGCCGUGGGGCUGCCUGCGCCUGCGAUCCGCCUCCGGGACUGAGACCCGCGCCGCCUCCCGAGCAUCACACAGGCAGCAGCAUUCUGUUCCCAGAAAAGGUUGUUUGGGAGCCAAGUGGUGAGGUCUUUAGGCCUGCGGAGCGAAAGUAGAUGAUGAUAAUGGUGAUGCUGAUGAUGAAGAUGUCGAUCCUGAUGCUGCCACCUGGACACCCGCCCCGCCUCACCUCGCGCACCCCGGGGGCUGCCAGGCCUCCUGCCGCCUCUAAGAUGUGUCCCGGCAACUGGCUCUGGGCUUCGGUGACAUUCAUGGCCCGCUUCUCCCGGAGCGGCUCGAGGUCUCCAGUCCGCGUGAGAGGCGCCCUGGAGGAGCCGCCCGCCGUCCAGCACCCCUUCCUCAACGUCUUCGAGUUGGAGAGGCUGCUCUACACCGGCAAGACCGCCUGUAACCACGCCGACGAGGUCUGGCCAGGCCUCUACCUCGGAGACCAGGAAAUAGCCAACAACCACCGGGAGCUGCGUCGCCUAGGCAUCACGCACGUCCUCAACGCCUCUCACAGCCGGUGGCGAGGGACGCCCGAAGCCUACGAGGGGCUGGGCAUCCGCUACCUGGGUGUCGAGGCCCAUGACUCACCGGCCUUCGACAUGAGUGUCCACUUCCAGGCGGCCGCUGACUUCAUCCACCGGGCGCUGAGCCAGCCAGGAGGGAGGAUCCUGGUGCAUUGCGCCGUGGGAGUGAGCCGCUCGGCCACCCUGGUGCUGGCCUACCUCAUGCUGUACCACCGCCUCACCCUCGUGGAGGCCAUCAAGAAAGUCAAGGACCACCGAGGCAUCAUCCCCAACCGGGGCUUCCUGAGGCAGCUCCUGGCCUUGGACCGCAGGCUGCGGCAGGGGCUGGAGGCGUGAGGGGUGGGGGAGGGAGGUCAGGCCGGGCCUGUGGGUCCCUGGAUCCCAGCUGGACAGCAGAGGCCCAGGGGGCAGGUGGGGGGGAACUGAGUGAAUCCAUUCUCUCCUUAGAGGGCUGGGACAUGACCCCAGACCACAGCUGCUAUCUAUUGCAAGGGGAUGGGGAGGGGUGAGCUGGGCAGGAUGACAGUCACCUAGCAGGGAGCAGGCCAGGGAGGGAGGCAGCUAGGGUCCUGGAUUCCAGGCAGGGUAGUCCCAGAGAUUCAAGGCCCCUUCCCCUCUUUGUGCUCAAGUGUUCCCCUCCCUCUCUGAUAUGGACCCGCUCUGCCCUGUGCCCCUGCGGGGACAGCAGGGAGGCGGCAGGCACGGCUGUGAUGAUGUCGAGUUGUGUAGGGCCAGGAGCAGAGAGACAGACGGUGAUGAGAUGGUGAGAAAAGCUAAGAGAGAAGCCUACAGACUUGUUACUCCAAACACGGCAGGAAGAGGUGUGGGAGGCUUGGCGCCAUGCCCGUGGGUGCUGGUCGUGGCCCAAAAACGGCAGAGGUGCAUGACUGCGAGUCUGUCACUGAUCACUCGCUUACUGGAUCCAAGUGUCUCCAGGAAAAAUAAAAACGGUGAAAACGA
Molecule: messenger RNA, 1765 nt
Organism: Bubalus bubalis (water buffalo)
Lineage: Eukaryota; Metazoa; Chordata; Mammalia; Artiodactyla; Bovidae
Gene: DUSP26
Product: dual specificity phosphatase 26
Exons: 5
Coding region: 389-1141 (250 amino acids)
Biological process (GO): negative regulation of MAPK cascade; protein dephosphorylation
Cellular component (GO): cytoplasm
Molecular function (GO): MAP kinase phosphatase activity; protein tyrosine/serine/threonine phosphatase activity
Source: RefSeq, a predicted model, not a curated record